This is a messenger RNA of Cololabis saira (Pacific saury), 715 nucleotides long. RefSeq names its product sperm acrosome membrane-associated protein 4-like. The coding region runs from base 1 to 546 and encodes 181 amino acids. Lineage: Eukaryota; Metazoa; Chordata; Actinopteri; Beloniformes; Belonidae. The record is from RefSeq and is a predicted model, not a curated record. The transcript has 2 exons.
AUGAUUAGUAAAGUAAGUAAUGGGUUGUUUUUGAUCUGCAGCAGUCUGAUUAUUCUCUGUGAAUGGGUUUCCAGUAGUGUGGACCGAGCCCAGCUCCUCCUGACCUGCGUACUGCUGGUCUCGGCUCUGGUCCUCCCUGCUCUCCAGCUGGACAGCCUGGUGUGUUACUUCUGUCCCAUGCAGGAAAAAAGCCAGGCCUGCACAAACGUCACCAGCCACUGUCUGCCCGACCAGCGUUGCUCCACCUCCAAAGGUCACUACGGCGCCGUCCACGUCCUCUCUGCUCAGGGCUGCGUGGAUGCCGAGCUCUGCGGCUCUCACGAAGUUGUCUCUUAUCGGGGAGUUGAAUACAAUGUCAGCCACACCUGCUGCUGCAGAGACAAGUGUAACAGCAGACCAAAACUAUCUAAUUUGAAGAAGCUGAUGCAGAUGAUCAAAGCCAAAAUGGACAAAGCCACCAGUGACGUUCUUGUGGAAGAGCCUUGGGAUUCAUGUGAAAACUAUACAUUAUCGAGGACAACCGCAUUCCCUGCCAUUAAAUCAUAGAUGUAGUUGUAGUUUAUGAGACUUGGGGAGGCCUGUCAUCCAAAGGGAUUUACUCAAGUCUCCCAAAGUUUAACAAUUAUUUUAGAAUAAUUGUUAAACUGGCAAGUGAGGAAAAUAUGUCUUAGAAAAGAAAAGAAAACCUCUUUUAGUUCAGAUUCAUGGUCCAGAG